AUGAGUAGACAUCAUCCGUAUCAGCACCCAUAUUUGACUUCUGCUGGACGACCGUCACAGCUUUCUUCUUCUCCUGCAAGUGAUAAUAUCAAUAGUAACACCAACAUUACUCCGCAAUUGAGUAAUAAUAUUAGUAAUACGCAUCUUAAUUUAUUGUCGGUGUCAACAUCAUCUUCUCCGCCGUUGAAUCAACGUGAACAUUUAAAAACUGCAAAGAUCCCAACACACAAAACUUCUAGUUUAUACUCUCUUCGCCCUGCAGUUGCACGUUCUAAUUCUUACAAUCAGCAGCAGAUCCAAAAUCUAGCAGCUGGCUCAGUAACGCCGAAGUCUAUUUAUGAAACUGCGCGUAUAUGCCUCCCAAAUAACACGAUACAGAACGUAAACUUGCCAGUUGUCCCACGUGAAUCUUUGGAAUUCCAAUCGCAACAACAGCAACCACAGAUACCACAAAACCUGACAGAUUUGAAUAGUCAACAAGUUGACUCGACUAAUAAUUAUAUACCUCAAGCCUUAACCAGUCAAUAUCCAUUAUCGUCAUCCUAUUAUUCCUCUACAAUUUACCCAGAUACUUCCUUUCUCCUCGUUAAUAAUAGCACUUCUGAACAAGUUCAAAAUAAAAGUCCAAGAAUGAAUCAUGUGACUGGCCCUAUUCGUCGUACUCCGAUUAUAAAACAACAAUCCCUUGCUGCAGCGCCAUAUUCUACAAAUGGUGUUCAAAAACAAAAUCCGACUCUAAAUGAUAAAGUGUCGUCUCACCAUAUCUCCCAGUCUAUUAAACCUAUUGCAAAUAGACAUCACUCACAAAUCACAAAUAAUGCAAAUACGAAUAUGCAACAACAAUCAAAAUAUACUACUGAACAUUUAUCGAUAAGCGAUCAAAGUAUUGUCAAUUUACCUGAUGAUACGAUUAUUCAAGAAAAGGGAUUUGAAGACUUUUUAGUCAAAGUCGGCACUUACGAAAGUCUUGCAAAAUCGUUUUCAAACGAACAAAAUGAUAACAGUUAUAACAAUAAUAUAAGCUCGACAAAUGCCGCUUCAAAUAUAAAUAACAUAGAAACUACCAGUAUGUCUACGAGUGAUGAAAAUUUAAAUUCAACAAUUAAUCAACAAAUUCUCGAUAGUGAAUUGAUAACGGCAACAAAUGAUAUUCAUGGAAUUAUGGACUAUUCAUUUUUGGGAAAUGAAUUAGAAGAAUACAUCUUGUCUGAAGAUGGAUUUGACCCAAUUCCGGAUCUUAACGAUAAUAGCAAUAUAAUAGAACCAAAAAAAGACAUUGAAACGAAUGAUGAAAACUUAACUGCAAAUCCUGAAAGAUACAACAAAAAUUAUACGAAUGAAUUUUCGCUUACUGAACAUACAAUCGAUCAAUUAAAUCAUAAUCUUCCUUCGACCAGUCAAUUAUCCGAUAGUGAGCAAUCACAAAAUGAGGGCAACGGUAAUUCACCAAUAUUAAUCGCCAAUGAUGCAGAAGCUGGAAACGGAGAAAGCUCUCGCGCAUCUAAUAAUGAUGCUAUUCUAGGUUUAGCACAAUUUCUGCCAAGUAAUAGUGAAGCGUGGGAAAUAGCAUCCGACAAUAGUGGAGAACAAUCUCAAACACAUCAAGAUCUCAAUGACGGGGAAAGUUUCAAAGAACCAAAGCCCCAUGUUCUAUUUCGCGAUUUAGACCGAUUUACGUUCUUUAGAGCAAUGCGGGUCAGAUUGGACACAUUAGCAAAGUUUAUAAAAGGAUCAUUUAGUAGUGAACGAAGUGAAGGAGUAGGUCUCUGGGAACGGAUUUUUCCGUUGAUAAAACAAGAAUGUACGCAUAUUCAGCGACUAAUUGACGCAACUGAAUGGAAAUCCUUAGAUUUUCCAAAGAGUCGCGCUCAAUUUCCAUUAGAGCUCGUCGAUUGCGAACUAAUGAGAAAAAGAUGUAUACCGCAACAUGCUGGUGAGUUCCAAUACCCACUGCAAAUAAUAAAAGACGGUAACGACGGCUUUCGCGCAAUCUCAAUAUUAUUAAAUGCCACCGAAAUCGGGACAAACCGGGAUAAUUUCUACGAAGAGCUUCGUGUACGAACAGUUCUAACAAUGAUUAAUAAACAAGAUUCGACGCGAAGAUUAUUUGAUUCACAUCUUGAUGAGGUUUCCAUGAAAGGUGGCAAUAUCAAGCUAAACCAAAUCGCUCGGGAAUAUUAUCACGUGGAAACUUUAGAAUUGAUGGAAUUAUUAAAAAUGCCAUCCAAGUCGCCGGAUUAUGAUACGAUACUGUGGCAAAUUGAAGCAUUGCGUACUUGUAUGGACGGCCAGCAAAUCGGCGUGCCCCAGUUAUUAACAAUGGCGAAUCUGUUAAAGGCAACAAUAAGAAUAAUGUAUCCCAAUUAUAACAAUAAGAAUUUCCGAGUGCCAAUUAAGUGUAAAGGAAACUCGAAACGCAUUUUUGUUAUUACGAUGUUGGAUCCGGAGCGGGAAGCCGAAGAAGAUUUAUUAGAUUAUUUCAUUACUCCAUUAAUUAGAAAAAUUGAUAUUUUUGAAGUGAUUAGAAAUCCAGAUCUAUAUUCUCUACAGUCUUCGGAUAGACAAGAACAAAUUCGGUCUUCAUCAUUAACAAAUAUUCUUUCUCAACGACAAACGUCUCAACAACAAACGUCUCUAAAAUCAACACUACCACAAAACCAUCAUCAACAUAAUUAUCAACUUCAAUCACAACAAGUUCUGUUACAACAACAACAAAGAAAUUCACAACUACAACAACAAUCACAAACACAUCAAAACAUUAAUAUUAAUCAGCAAAAUAUGCACACACAAAUGACAAAGGGAAAGGGCGAGCUUAUUAAAAACCGAUUUCAAACAAACAUUUAA
This is a messenger RNA of Ambispora gerdemannii, 2844 nucleotides long. The record is from the annotation of a GenBank genome assembly. NCBI's taxonomy places the organism in Eukaryota, Fungi, Glomeromycota, Glomeromycetes, Archaeosporales, Ambisporaceae.